ACAUCACCAGUCGUUCGAUCCACCAUUUUCCCCAAUCUGAAAAAAAUCUCAAACAAAUCCCUCUGUUUUCCGCAAAUUCAGAUCCAACGAUGAACGAUGGAGAUGUCUCCAAGCAGAUCCACCAGAUGGUCCAAUUCAUCCGUCAAGAAGCCGAUGAAAAAGCUAACGAGAUCUCCGUUUCAGCAGAAGAAGAAUUUAACAUUGAGAAAUUGCAAUUAGUGGAGGCAGAGAAGAAGAAGAUCCGACAAGAAUAUGAGCGCAAACAGAAGCAAGUUGAAGUUAGAAAGAAAAUUGAAUAUUCCAUGCAACUCAAUGCUUCUAGAAUCAAGGUUCUUCAAGCACAAGAUGACUUGGUUAGUGCCAUGAGAGAAGCAGCAUCGAAAGAUCUUUUGAAUGUUAGCCAUCACCAUCAUCACCAUGAUAACUAUGAAGGACUGCUGAAGUCUCUUAUCGUUCAGGGUUUACUGAGACUUAAAGAACCAUCUGUGUUAUUGCGUUGCCGGAAAGAAGACGUGCAUAUGGUUCAUGCUGUUCUUCAUGCCGCUAAGGCAGAGUAUGCUGAGAAAGCACAUGUUCAUCCUCCUGAGAUCAUAGUUGACAGUAUUCACCUUCCAUCCGCCCCUUCCCAUAGUGAUCCUCAUGCUCUUUCCUGCUCUGGAGGUGUGGUUUUGGCUUCUCGGGAUGGUAAAAUUGUGUUUGAGAACACGCUUGAUGCUCGUUUGGAUGUCGUAUUCCGUGGGAAACUUCCUGAGAUCCGCAAGCUUUUGUUUAGCCAGGUAGCUGUCGCUUAAACGUUGAUGAUGAUGAUAUCUAUUUAUUCCAAGUUUGUCGGUAUUUUGAUGAGAGGGACCUGAAUCGGAUGAUUUUCAGUGUAAUUUGUGUUUUCUCGGGUCAUCAUCGUUAUGUUAUCACGAGUCUUUGCUGAGCGGACGCUUGCUUGAGUUGAGGCAUGGCAAUAGACGCGUCCCAUUUGUUUGAAUAAAUUAAACAUUGCGUGUUACAUUCAUGUGUAUUCUUUCAAGAAUUUUGACACUUUUCGCUAGGCUUUGGGUGGUUUAAGUGUAUAAUGCCUUAAGACCUUGUUUUGAACCGUAUGUGCUCGUGCCUCGUGGCCUACUUAAGAGAUUGUUAAAACUCAUAUCUGUAUAAUAGUUUCUUUCAUGUGUUUAGGGUUUGUUACUA
Helianthus annuus (common sunflower) is the source of this 1182-nucleotide messenger RNA. Its product is annotated as V-type proton ATPase subunit E. Lineage: Eukaryota; Viridiplantae; Streptophyta; Magnoliopsida; Asterales; Asteraceae. Bases 90 to 791 code for a protein of 233 amino acids. Gene Ontology annotation, cellular component: proton-transporting two-sector ATPase complex, catalytic domain. Gene Ontology annotation, biological process: proton transmembrane transport. The record is from RefSeq and is a predicted model, not a curated record. The transcript is spliced from 6 exons. Gene Ontology annotation, molecular function: proton-transporting ATPase activity, rotational mechanism.